Molecule: messenger RNA, 2312 nt
Organism: Carcharodon carcharias (great white shark)
Lineage: Eukaryota; Metazoa; Chordata; Chondrichthyes; Lamniformes; Lamnidae
Gene: cpsf6
Product: cleavage and polyadenylation specific factor 6
Exons: 10
Coding region: 76-1743 (555 amino acids)
Biological process (GO): mRNA alternative polyadenylation
Cellular component (GO): mRNA cleavage and polyadenylation specificity factor complex
Molecular function (GO): mRNA binding
Source: RefSeq, a predicted model, not a curated record
GGAAGUGAUGCGGUGACCCUUCAAACGGCCGCUCGAGGCGCAGAGUGGGGGAGAGGGAGAGAGAGAGGCGCCGAAAUGGCCGACGGUGUGGAUCACAUCGAUAUCUACGCCGAUGUCGGCGAGGAGUUUAACCAGGAAACUGAGUACAGUGGUCAUGAUCAGAUAGAUUUGUAUGAUGAUGUCAUAUCACCAUCUGCCAAUAAUGGAGAUGCACCAGAGGAUCGUGAUUAUAUGGACAGCAUGCCACAGUCUGUUUCAGAUGAUGGUGGCAAAACUCCCAAUUCAUUGGGUCCAAAUAUUGUUUAUACCUAUACCGGCAAGAGAAUAGCUUUGUAUAUUGGGAAUCUGACUUGGUGGACCACAGAUGAGGAUUUGACUGAAGCCCUUCAUUCAAUGGGCAUUACUGAUGUUUUAGAAAUAAAGUUUUUUGAGAACCGGGCUAAUGGACAGUCAAAAGGGUUUGCUCUCAUUUGUGUGGGAUCUGAAAGCUCAUCCAAAAAAUUGUUGGAUAUGCUUCCUAAACGAGACAUGCAUGGACAGAACCCUAUUGUCACACCAUGCAAUAAGCAGUCACUCAGUCAGUUUGAAAUGCAAUCUAGAAAAUCUACUCAGUCUGGCCAGAUGUCAGGGGAAGGCAAAGCUGGGCCUCCUGGGGCCAAUAGUCGCUUAGCAUUUUCCCAAAGUGGAAGAGGACGCGGUCGUUUCCCACCAUCUGGCCCUGGUGGGGACAGAUUCCCAGGGCCUUCUGGACCAGGAGGGCCUCCACCUUUUCCUGGACAAGGUCCACCACGGCCACCUCCAGGCCCUCCUGGUCCACCAGGGCCCCCGGGUCCGCCUCCACCUGGGCAAGGUCUUCCUCCUCCAUUAGGUGGGCCACCAAAUCGUGGUGAUCGUCCUCCACCCCCAGUUCUCUUUCCAGGACAACCAUUCGGGCAACCUCCCAUGGGACCACUCCCUCCUGGUCCUCCCCCUCCUGUUCCAGGCUAUGGCCCUCCUCCUGGUCCUCCCCCUCCUCAACAAGGACCCCCUCCACCACCUGGCCCUUUCCCACCACGUCCUCCAGGCCCACUUGGUCCCCCUAUUAAUCUUGCUCCACCACCCCAUCUUCCUGGACCCCCUCCUGGUGCACCACCUCCAGCCCCUCAUGUCAAUCCUGCUUUCUUCCCACCACCGGCCAAUAAUGUAAUUCCCUCGUCUGACAGUCGUGGACCGCCUCCAUCAGAUCCAUAUGGGCGGCCUCCACCAUAUGAUCGAGGAGACUAUGGACCUGCUGGCAGAGACAUGGAUUCUUCAAGGACUCCACUGAGUGAAGCAGAAUUUGAGGAAAUCAUGAAUCGAAACAGAGCCAUUUCUAGCAGUGCAAUAUCGAGGGCUGUAUCAGAUGCUAGUGCUGGUGAUUAUGGGAGUGCUAUUGAAACCCUGGUCACUGCUAUUUCUUUGAUUAAGCAGUCUAAAGUAUCUGCUGAUGACCGUUGUAAAGUUCUCAUAAGUUCUCUACAGGAUUGUCUUCAUGGAAUAGAAUCAAAGUCAUAUGGUUCUGGGUCACGAAAACGUGAACGUUCACGGGAGAGAGAUCACAGUAGAUCGAGAGAGAAAAGCAGACGUCACAAAGAGCGCUCACGAAGCCGUGAUCGGCAUGAUGACUAUUACCGUGAAAGAAGUAGAGAGCGGGAAAGGCAUCGCGAUCGUGAGCGAGAUAGAGACAGAGAGAGAGACAGAGAACGAGAGUAUCGUCAUCGUUAAAAUAGCUGUCUGAAGAGAAACGUCUCCAGAUAAAAGAAACAACAAAGGCUCUUCACAGAAAAGACUGCCCUUUAUCCAUCUGUUGGAAUUUCAUGGUUGAACAGGAAUUCUCAGGCUACGUGGUUAAACGGAGCAACAGUAACGAAUAAAGCAAAUCCACUGUAAUGGUAACUGAUUGCUCUACAUUUUUUUUAUGUUGCUUGAUUAACCAUUUUAUUUGGACACAACCUGUGUGACUUAAAAGUUACUAAAAGCUUUGGCAACUCUUCGUAUUCUAAGCGUUAGAAGUACAUGAUAUGUAAAAUUAAAAGUCGUUAGCUUCACUGUUUUUAUAGUUCUUUCAUCUUGUUACCAAAAUUGUUACAAAAAUGUUAAUGUUCAAAUAAUGACUGUAAACAGCUAAGUUUCAGUUUAUCAAAAUAGAUGUACUAUUAGUGUUGUAAUAAACUGUUAAAUGGAGCCUACAGUUGUAGAUUAUGCAAGUUCUCAGAUUCAGUUUCUUGAUGUUGAAUUCCUUUUGAAGGCUGUAUGUUGUGGUAUUUUAAUUUGAUAAAUUCCAACAUGUGUAA